Messenger RNA from Coregonus sp. 'balchen', 3339 nucleotides. Lineage: Eukaryota; Metazoa; Chordata; Actinopteri; Salmoniformes; Salmonidae. The record is from the annotation of a GenBank genome assembly.
CAUUCAUUGGCUGUUUUCUAAGCCGUUUAAUGUAUGUGCAUUUUUGACAGAUGUAUUUUGUUUUGAGUCACAGUGACACAGCAACAACUGACUAGCAUGUUAGCUAAGAACUUCCUACGGUCGUGACUUGGGAAUUUGCCUCAAUUAUUAGAUAUUCGUUCUAAUUAAGCUUACCUACUAUAUGCCUUUUUAUUUUGCCCAAUUUAUGGCAUUUCGGACUAUUUGCCGAACCAUAACGAGAUAGCUAGCUAGAUAACACUAGCUAGUCGGAUAGUUAGCUAGAUAACACUAGCUAGCUAGUUCGUACACAUUGAAGACAACAGAGCACUCAAAAACCUAAUUUUACACCAUCAAGCUGAAUUAUGGACCCAAAUAACACCUCGUACCCUGUGAAACUGUACGUUUACGACAUAUCUAAAGGAAUGGCUCGCCAGCUGAGCCCCCUCAUGCUAGGUAAGUUGCUAACGCGUUAGCUAGCUAACUAGCUAAGCCUGCAAUAUGUUGUUUUACCCGCGGAUAGUGACGCGAGAGCUCGGAAAGAUGAGCAGAGGCCGAUUAUGCAUUUUAGGCCUAUGCGCUGAACUUAGAAUCACCCUUUUCUAUAUCUUAUGUACGCCUAGCCAGCUACAAAAUGUACAUUUAAUGUAUAUAUAAACUAUUCUGUUCUAUUCACAGGUAAACAGCUUGAUGGAAUAUGGUGAGUAAAUUAUGUAUUCUUUGAAUGAUUUAAAUCAUUAUUUUAGUGAGGACAAAGGUCAAGUUAUGUAUGUGAAAUAAACUGUAGCCCUUUUCCUCUCACUUAGGCACACUGCUAUUGUUGUCCAUGGAGAGGAGUUUUUCUAUGGGGGAGAGGGCAUCACAAACUGCCCACCUGUAAGACAACGUUUUAUUCUAUUCCUUCCUACCAUAAACUAGACCUGUAAAUCUAUGUUUGUUUUUGGUCUACAAAAGUCUAAGUUAGUUACCCCAAGCAUAGGUCUUGUGAGUUGUGAUGCACAACGAAUCCUGGGGCUGCAUAUGGGCCAUUGGAGGACAAUUGAGCAAGCAGGUGGCAGGUAGCCUAGUGGUUAAGAGCAUUGGGCCAAUAACCGAUAGGUUGCUGUUUCGAAUCUCAGAGCCAGCAAGGUGGAAGAAUGUGCCGUUCUGCAAGGCAGUUAAGCAGUUAAACCCAGAACAACACCUGCUCCCCAAGGCAGUUAAACCCCAAACAACACCUGUUCCCCAAGGCAGUUAAACCCCAAACAACACCUGCUCCCCAAGGCAGUUAAACCCUGAACAACACCUGCUCCCCAAGGCAGUUAAACCCCGAACAACACCUGCUCCCCAAGGCAGUUAAACCCCGAACAACACCUGCUCCCCAAGGCAGUUAAACCCCGAACAACACCUGCUCCCCAAGGAAGUUAAACCCCGAACAACACCUGCUCCCCAGGGUUGAAUGCAUUCAGUUGGACAACUGACUGAGCAUCCCCUUUCUCUUACAAGCUGUUUGUAUUUGUUGUGUGUUUUAGGGCGGGACGUCCCUAGGACAACCAAACUCCAUAAUAGACCUGGGCACGACAGAGGUGACUGAGGAGAUCUUUAUGGAGUACCUGUCUUCACUGGGAGAGUCCACGUACAGGUGAGGCUGUGGUACAUGAUGGAUCUCAACCUGGUGUAUCUCAACUCCACAGAAAUUAGUGUGAUGUGCAGUCUCGCUCUCGCUCUCUCGCUCCCCUCUAUCUUUACUCUGUUCCUAUCUUUGCCUCAUACCUUCAUACAACCCCUCCUCUCUUUCGCUCUCUCUGACCCCCCGCCGCUUAUCUGCAGGGGGAACCAAUACCAUCUGUUUGAGUGGAACUGUAACACGUUCAGUAACGAAGUGGCCCAGUUCCUCACCGGCAGCAAGAUCCCCGGCCACAUCACAGACCUGCCAGCUGAAGUGCUCUCCACGUGAGUUACCCCUCUCUCCCCUCCCCUGUCUCUAUAAAAAUAAAAAUAAAAAAACAAGAACCUGUUGUCAGACGUGUGGAGUGUAGUACGGGGCAUAGCACAGCAAUAGUGCUGCAGUCUUCCAAGCACAUAUUGUCCAUGAGUGACAUGGGUAAGAAUUCCACCCACAACACUCUCUCCUCUACCUGUAACCCUAAAUAGACUUUCAAUACUGUCUGAAUAAAGAUAAAAACACGGAAGGAGGACAAGUCUCCGUUCACAUGUAGAGUGUAGACACUAUAAUGUUAUAAAUUAUGAUAAUAUUUAUGAUAUAAAUCAGGACAGCUUGUUCAAAGCACAAGUCGCUGUGUAUGGCGUUCAUCACGUUACUCCCCCAUGAUCUGAUUCUAAUUUGUGUGGUGUUCCACUCUCUGUCACCCACAGGCCUUUCGGCCAGGCGCUACGCCCUCUUCUGGACUCCAUCAAUAUCGCACCUCAGGGGGGAAACUCCUUCAACGGACACUAUGGCCAGAGAUAGACCAGAGAUAGACCGAUAACACAGGUGCACAGAGUAAUAUACUAUACCAUCAGUGUGUGUGAGGGGUGGGAGAUCUGCAGCUCUGGACCUUUUUGAGUCCCUUAGGCUGCGUUUACACAGGCAGCCCAAUUCUGAUAUUCUUUUCACUAAUUGGUCUUUUGACCAAUCAGAUCAGCUCUGAAAAAGAUCUGAUGUGAUUUGGUCAAAAUACCAAUUAGUGACAAAAAGAUCAGAAAUGGGCUGCCUGAUCCAGGCAGCAACCUAACCCUACCUGACACCAGCCCAGCCUGGCACACCCCAUCCCCAGCCUGGCUACACCCCAUCCCCAGCCUGGCACACCCCCUCCCCAGCCUGGCACACCCCAUUCCCAGCCUGGCACACCCCAUCCCCAGCCUGGCACACCCCAUCUCCAGCCUGGCACACCCCCUCCCCAGCCUGGCACACCCAUUCCCAGCCUGGCACACCCACUCCCCAGCCUGGCACACCCCAUUCCCCAGCCUGGCACACCCCAUCCCCAGCCUGGCACACCCCAUCCCCAGCCUGGCACACCCCAUCCCCAGCCUGGCACACCCCCUCCCCAGCCUGGCACACCCCAUCCCCAGCCUGGCACACCCCCUCCCAGCCUGGCACACCCCAGCCCCAGCCUGGCACACCCCAGCCCCAGCCUGGCACACCCCAGCCCCAGCCUGGCACACCCCAGCCCCAGCCUGGCACACCCCAGCCCCAGCCUGGCACACCCCAUCCCCAGCCUGGCACACCCCAGCCCCAGCCUGGCACACCCCAGCCCCAGCCUGGCACACCCCAGCCCCAGCCUGGCACACCCCAGCCCCAGCCUUAACUUGAGUCUACCUAAGUCUCCCCUUUUUCACUAUAAACUUGGCCUGAUCCGUGCC